AUGGCUAACAGAGGACCAAGCUAUGGCUUAAGCCGAGAAGUUCAGGAAAAGAUUGAACAGAAAUACGACCCAGAAUUAGAGUCUAGGCUGGUGAACUGGAUUAUUGUGCAGUGUGGAGAACAGAUAGAGCACCCUCCUCCUGGAAGGCAACAUUUUCAGACCUGGCUGAUGGAUGGAACGCUGUUAUGCAAGUUAAUAAACAGUUUACAUCCAAAGGGAAAUGAGCCCAUUGCAAAGAUCUCUGAAUCAAAAAUGGCUUUCAAGCAGAUGGAACAAAUUUCUCAGUUCUUAAAAGCUGCUGAAAUCUACGGAGUAAGAACAACAGAUAUUUUCCAGACAGUGGAUUUAUGGGAAGGGAAGGACAUGGCAGCAGUGCAGAGAACCUUAAUGGCUCUAGGCAGUUUGGCAGUCACCAAGGAUGAUGGCUGCUACAAAGGGGAUCCAUCCUGGUUUCACAGGAAAGCACAGCAGAAUCGACGAGGAUUUUCAGAAGAGCAGCUUCGUCAGGGACAGAACGUAAUAGGCCUGCAGAUGGGCAGCAACAAGGGAGCAUCACAGUCGGGUAUGACAGGCUAUGGGAUGCCAAGGCAGAUUAUCUGA
Molecule: messenger RNA, 600 nt
Organism: Indicator indicator
Lineage: Eukaryota; Metazoa; Chordata; Aves; Piciformes; Indicatoridae
Gene: TAGLN3
Product: transgelin 3
Exons: 4
Coding region: 1-600 (199 amino acids)
Molecular function (GO): protein binding
Source: RefSeq, a predicted model, not a curated record